AUCAUGCUGGGGAGGCACCCAGGCUGGGGGAGAAGUUAAACCAAGGGAGGGGCAGGAAUGUCUGAGGCAGCAACACCACUCCAAGGCAGCUCCAGCCAUGCAGUCAGUUCACCCACAGACCACAGGCUCUGGGCCUCGGCUCCUCCCUCAGCCCCCUCAUCAGAACCUAGAGCUACCUGGUGCUGGAAAGGCUGCUAUGAACCAGCUCAUCAGCUUAAGCAAUGCCAUUGUGGAAAAUCGGAUUUUUACCUAUAUGGGGGUUUAGGGCUGGGGGUGCUCCUGCUCCUGCUUGUGGUCGUUCUGUCCAUCUGCCUGUAUCGGCUCUACAGGAGAGUGAAGAGGCUGGAGAGAAGCUGGGUCCAGGCCUCAAAAGAGGAGCUCCACUAUGCAUCCUUGCUGAGGCUGCCUGAACGCGAGGGACCUGACAUCCAAGGAAGGGAAGGCAACAAGGAGGACCCCAGCGGGGACUAUGCCUGCAUUGCCAAGAACAAACCCACCUGAAUACCUGCAGAUGCCUCCCCCAACCCAGGGCCAUCCUGUGGUUCACCCAGUAAAGACCAUGGUCUCACCA
Molecule: messenger RNA, 571 nt
Organism: Cervus elaphus (red deer)
Lineage: Eukaryota; Metazoa; Chordata; Mammalia; Artiodactyla; Cervidae
Gene: LST1
Product: leukocyte specific transcript 1
Exons: 5
Coding region: 58-501 (147 amino acids)
Biological process (GO): cell morphogenesis; immune response; dendrite development
Cellular component (GO): membrane
Source: RefSeq, a predicted model, not a curated record